AUGACUACCUCCCUGAUCUCCAUUGAAGGUCCGUCUUUGUCUUAUUCAAAUGGUGAUCCCCUUAAAACCGAGUUUGAAGUUGCAGCCAAGAAGAAUGCAGUAUCCCCGAACCCCACGGAUGAGACCACUUUCCUCUUCCAUAGGUCCUUCGAGCAUCCGCUUAAGUUAAUGGAACGCUCCGAUGGUCAUAUGAUUACAAUGGGGGAUGGUCAUCAAAUUCUUGAUGCAUGCGGUGGGGCUGCAGUUGCUUGUAUUGGACAGGGAAACGAGGAGGUGAUUGCUGCUGCAGUGGCGCAAAUGCGCAAAAUCACAUACGCCCAUCCAUUGUCAUACACUACGACCGCUGCGGAGGGUCUUGCAAAAUCUUUCCUCGGUGGAAAUCCCUGGGAUUUCCAGAAAAUGUUUAUUGUGGGCAGUGGUAGUGAGGCCAAUGAUGUAGCCAUCAAGUUGGCUCGACACUAUUUUGUCGAGAAAGGAGAGCCAGAGCGCGUCAAUUUCGUUGCCAGGGCACAGGCAUUUCACGGCAAUACUAUUGGAUCUCUGUCUCUUAGCUCCCAUGUAGCUCGUCGUCGACCUUACCUUCCAAUUAUCUUGGGAGAUCGAGUCAGCCAUGUUAGUCCCGCUUAUGCAUACCAAUAUAUGGCACCUGGUGAGACGGAAGCAGGGUUUGUUGCUCGCCUUGCCAGUGAGCUGGAGGGUGAGUUCCUGCGACUCGGUCCACACACAGUGGUGGCAUUCGUUGCAGAGACCGUCGUCGGUGCGACAAGUGGCUGCGUUACCGCCCCGGCAGGCUACUUCAUAGCCGUCAAGGCCGUCUGCGAUAAGUACGGUAUUCUCCUGAUUCUCGACGAAAUCAUGUGUGGAGCUGGUCGUACGGGUACCAAGUUUGCGUUUGAACAGGAAAACGUGAUUCCUGAUAUUGUCACACUUGGGAAGGGUCUGGGUGGUGGAUAUGCACCCAUCGCAGCCAUUAUUGCGCACAAGCGUGUGUGUGAUGGAUUCCGCGGCGGAUCUUCGAAAGCCUUCAAUCACGGGCAAACAUACCAGGCCCACCCCCUCUCGUGCGCCAUCGCUACCUCUGUUCAAACUAUUAUUCAACGAGAUAACCUUAUUGAUCGCUGUGCGCAUCUCGGUAAGUUGUUAGGUGCUAUGCUCAAAGAACAGUUCGCCGAUUGCGAGUACGUUGGAGAUAUUCGUGGCCGCGGAUUGUUCUGGGCUCUUGAGUUUGUCCAGUCGCGCCACACGAAAAAGCCAUUUUCGGCAUCAGUCGGAUUUUCAAGCAAGAUGCAAAUGGAGAGCUUCCGACGUGGGGUCUCACUUUAUCCUGGCUCAGGCUCUGUGGAUGGCGAGUUUGGUGACCAUUUGAUGUUUGCACCGGCAUACACUAGUAGUGAGGAAGAGAUUUUGCACAUCGUUCAAACCGCCCGGGAUGCCUAUGACCAAGUAGUCUCUCAGUUGAACCUUCCCACGAAAUCUUGUGCACUUGUACAACAAUACGAUGAUGGGAGCUCUUCAAACCUCCGGCCAUUAAAGCGAUAUAUUACAACCCAUGAUGUGAAUGGCAAAGCUAUUUUCUAUGAUGAAAACUUCGAGGACAUCAUCCCAAUUGUUCCACCGGGUAAUAUUGAGAGGGCGGGAUUGCACGUUCACUAUCACACGCAAGGCUUUCCCGUUGAUCUGAGCGGAGGUAAGGACCUAAAGCACUACUUUGAAUCACCUCAAAACAUUCCCCUGGUUAAUAAAGGUGGUUCAAUAUGCCGAAUUGUGGAUCUGGGUCCGGGUCAAAGGUCGCCGAUGCACCGAACAAUCAGUCUCGAUUAUGGGGUUGUUCUGGCUGGCGAGAUAGACCUUGUUCUAGAGAAUUGGGAUGGCCCAACAAAACGACUGAAUGUUGGGGAUGUCAGUAUUCAGCGAGGCACGAUUCAUGGCUGGAUAAAUCCUAGCAAGGAUCAAUGGUCACGAAUGCUUUACGUCCUACUCCCAUCUGAGAAGCUGAAAAUCAACGAUACUGACCUGGAUGUGGAACUUGAUGGCUUGGUACUACCAGAAUGA
This is a messenger RNA of Penicillium crustosum, 2052 nucleotides long. Its product is annotated as aminotransferase class 3. Gene Ontology annotation, molecular function: transaminase activity; pyridoxal phosphate binding. The transcript is spliced from 3 exons. Gene Ontology annotation, cellular component: cytosol. NCBI's taxonomy places the organism in Eukaryota, Fungi, Ascomycota, Eurotiomycetes, Eurotiales, Aspergillaceae. Bases 1 to 2052 code for a protein of 683 amino acids. The record is from RefSeq and is a predicted model, not a curated record.